Batrachochytrium dendrobatidis JAM81 is the source of this 747-nucleotide messenger RNA. RefSeq lists its product as uncharacterized. NCBI's taxonomy places the organism in Eukaryota, Fungi, Chytridiomycota, Chytridiomycetes, Rhizophydiales. The record is from RefSeq and is a predicted model, not a curated record. The transcript has a single exon. Gene Ontology annotation, cellular component: nucleus. The coding region runs from base 1 to 747 and encodes 248 amino acids.
AUGGGAAAAUCACGACAAAUGAAGGAUCGCACAAGAGAUCCAGUAGUAAGCGAUUAUGGCACGACUUCCCAAGGAUUUCCUCGCAAGUAUCGCGAGCAUCUCAAGUUUGUAAAGUCCAUUGAAACAAAGGCAGAACUCAAAAAGAGCAUCUCGGAAAAAAAGACGAAAAAAGGUUUAAAUGGCAAGUUGAUCACUACAAAGGAUCAAUUGCAUGCAAAAGAGGAUGAAUUAAGACGAAUAGUUAAUCAUACAGCCAAGUCCAUUACCAACAAGUACGCUAAGCGCAAGGCAUGGAUGGAACAACAUAAAGGAUCCAAAAAAAAUGGCAAAAGUAAUGAAGAGGAGUAUUCCAAUUUGGACGGAGUACAGCAGCCAUUCCAAAGGGGAUUGGAAGUAGAGAAAAAACUAGUAGAUCAUGUCGAGUUUGGUCAAAUUGUCCAGAGACCUCCCAACAUCACUGUCAAACCAAAGGCUAGAAAAGAGUAUGUUCCCAUGCCAAAGAAACCUCUUUAUGACGAUGCCAAUGCUGCAGAUGAAGACAAGCUAGAGCGAGCUCGGAGACUCAAGAGGCAAAAAGAGCAGGCAAUUGAAUCUGGUACAUUUUCUGAUACAAAAAUUGGCCGUAAGCGCAAGCUCAAGGAUCUGGCACCAGUUGAAAAGAUUGCAUUGCUCAGAGAGCGUGAACAAGUGAUUGCCCUCUACAGACAGUCUAAAAUGCUGCAUGAGCAGUCCAAAACAGAAUUAUGA